AUGAUGGACACUGUGGCGUCAAUGGGGGUCAGCCUCCUGAAGAGAGCCGUAUACGAAGGCUUCCAGGAGGGCUCGCUCUUCAAGAGGGCCAUGGACGGUGGAAACGACGACAAUGCUCGCCAGCUGCCCAAGUGGGCUCCUCUGGUGCUCUUCGCCAACCUCAUCGUCUUCUUCCCCGUCAUUCUCUAUAUCGGCUAUACCCUGAACCACAUCUACCCGGUUCUGGCCAUGGUUGAGGACACCAAGCCCCCGGCAUACGAGCCCGUCUCUCUGAACGCCGAUACCGACUCCCUGGCCGAGGACCAGAUCCCCACCGGCGACCGGCCCAUCAAGAUUGACCAGCAGCCGGCACUCAUCACCUCCUCCCUCCGCCGCACCAACCGCCUGCUCUACAGCACCGCCGGCUGGACCGCCAACUUCCGCGGCUUCAUGUGUGCCAUUGCCCUGAGCAUCGCCAUGGGCAUCGCUGCUGUCGUCUUCUCGGCCAUUCCCUUCGUCCCUGGCUUCGUCGGCACCCUGCUCGCGAGCCUCGUCACCGUCCAGAUCAGCACCACCUGGACGCACACCGUCAUCGCCGCCCCGACCUCCAAGCCCUGGUUCCGCCGCCUCCCGCCCCUGCGCCGCACCUUCGAGGCCACCUGCCUGCCCGUCUUCAUCUACUGGGCCGCCACCACCAUCGCACAGGUCGUCCCCAUCGUGGUCGCCUCCGCCCUGGGCAUGGACGUCUGGGACCCCAAGCGACCCAUGGUCAUGCCCGAGUACCACGGCAGCUCCGCGUGGAAGUCGCUGAUCGUCGUGCUCCUCGCGCUCUUCAUCUCCGUCUUCCUCACCAUCCCCGCGCACGUCGUGCUCGUCCGCGUCCAGGCCAGCCUGCUGGCCCCGGAGGAGGACACCAUCAUCCCCUUUGACCGCUCCUUCGAGGGCGCCGUCGAGCCCGCCCUCGUCGGCGGCAAGGGCUACGUCUCCAUCAAGGACGCCCUCAGGACCUUCACCCGCGACAGCUGGGUCCGCCUGUACAAGCUGUACAUCAAGCUGUUCCUCGUCUCCCUCGCCUUCUACGCCGUCAUGGCCGCCGUCAUCAUCCCCGAGGUCAUCCUCAUGCUGGCCAAGAGCGAGAAGGCCAAGGGCAACUAA
Molecule: messenger RNA, 1134 nt
Organism: Phaeoacremonium minimum UCRPA7
Lineage: Eukaryota; Fungi; Ascomycota; Sordariomycetes; Togniniales; Togniniaceae
Product: putative ubiquitin conjugating protein
Exons: 2
Coding region: 1-1134 (377 amino acids)
Source: RefSeq, a predicted model, not a curated record